AUGGCCGCCGCCGCCAAAGCCGCUGUCCCUGACAAGGACAAGAUGAGUAACCUCUCGUUUGUCCUCAACGCCCCGCGCGACGUCUGCUUCGCCGAGCAGCCCAAGCCGGCCCUCGGCGACGCCCACGACGUGCUCGUUGCCGUCGACUACACGGGCAUCUGCGGCUCCGACGUGCACUAUUGGCAGCACGGGUCCAUCGGCCACUUCGUCGUGCGCGAUCCCAUGGUGCUGGGCCACGAGUCGGCCGGCACCGUCGUCGAGACCGGCUCCGCCGUCACCGGCCUCGGCCCGGGGGACCGCGUCGCCCUCGAGCCCGGCUCCGGGUGCCGCCGAUGCCCGGACUGCCGCGCCGGCCGGUACAAUCUAUGCGAGUCCAUGGUCUUUGCCGCCACGCCGCCGCACCACGGGACCUUGACGGGGCUGUGGGUUGCCCCGGCCGAUCUGUGCUAUCGCCUGCCGGACACCGUGUCGCUGCGCGAGGGCGCCCUGGUCGAGCCGCUCGCCGUCGCCGUGCACAUUGUGCGCCAGGCCGGCAUCCGCCCCGGCCAGUCCGUCGCCGUCAUGGGCGCCGGCCCCGUCGGCCUGCUGUGCGCCGCCGUUGCCCGUGCCCACGGCGCCGCCACCGUCGUCAGCGUCGACAUCGUCCAGGCCAAGCUCGACUUUGCCCGCCGCUUCGCCGCCACGCACACGUACAUGCCCCGGCCGCGGACAUCGCCCCCAGACAACGCGGCCGCGAUCCGGGCGCACGCCGGCCUGCCCCGGGGCGCCGACGUGGUCAUCGACGCGAGCGGCGCCGAGCCGUCGAUCCAGACCAGCCUGCACCUGGUGCGCAUGGGCGGCGUCUAUGUCCAGGGCGGCAUGGGCAAGGCCGACAUCUCGUUCCCCAUCAUGGCCCUGUGCCUCAAAGAGGUGACGGCCCGCGGCUCGUUCCGCUACGGGCCCGGCGACUACGAGCUGGCCAUCCAGCUCAUCGCCAGCGGCCAGGUCGACGUCAAGCAGCUCAUCUCGGCCGUCGUGCCUUUCAGCCAGGCCGAGGAGGCCUUUCGCAGGGUCCAGGAGGGGCAAGUCAUCAAGAUGCUCAUCGCCGGCCCCAAUAACGACGACAAUAUCUGA
Hirsutella rhossiliensis is the source of this 1113-nucleotide messenger RNA. Its product is annotated as alcohol dehydrogenase groES-like domain-containing protein. The coding region runs from base 1 to 1113 and encodes 370 amino acids. Gene Ontology annotation, molecular function: L-iditol 2-dehydrogenase (NAD+) activity; zinc ion binding. The transcript has 2 exons. NCBI's taxonomy places the organism in Eukaryota, Fungi, Ascomycota, Sordariomycetes, Hypocreales, Ophiocordycipitaceae. The record is from RefSeq and is a predicted model, not a curated record. Gene Ontology annotation, biological process: D-sorbitol catabolic process.